GCAACGAGUCGCCAUUAUCGCUAGUUUCGCCGGCGACCGCGACCCCCGUGGCAUACGAUUCAGGAGAGGAUUCCGCUCGCCGUACUACAUGAGUCAGCUGUUCAGCCGCGUUGUUUCCGUCAACGGACGGCGAUCGACGUUCAGCUGUUUUCAACGAGGCUUCCGCGUAUCGUCGCAAAAAAUGGUUAUCGCCGUUGGAGACAAAUUGCCCCAAGUGGACCUCUUUGAGAACACGCCAACGGACAAGGUGAAUCUAGCGAAUCAGUCCAAGAAAAUCAUAGUGUUUGGUGUGCCGGGUGCAUUUACGCCUGGUUGUUCAAAGACUCAUUUGCCAGGUUACGUUUUAAAAGCGGAUGAACUGAAGUCUAAAGGAAUUUCAGAGAUUUUCUGUAUCAGUGUUAAUGACCCAUUUGUCAUGGCAGCUUGGGGAAAAGAGCAUGGUGCAACAGGAAAAGUACGAAUGUUAGCUGAUCCUAAGGCGGAGUUUACAGACGCCAUUGAUCUUGGUAUGGAUUUACCAGCUUUAGGAGGCAAACGCAGCAAACGUUACUCGAUGGUUGUUGAAAAUGGAAAAGUGAAGGAAAUCAAUGUUGAACCGGAUAAUACCGGUCUAUCCUGUUCCUUGGCGGAUCGCAUUAAAGUUUAAAAAAAAAAAGAGCUAUCCUAUUUCCUUUUUUUCAUUUUUUUAGGGUCUUCAACAUGCGUGUGUAUGUAUAUAUAUCAGCAGAAAGAAUGUUCGUGUGAUAGACAAGACAAGCUUGUUGCACCAUCAAAAAGAGGAAAGAAGGGAGGGUCACCUACUUGGCUGCAUUUGGAAAAGUUACCCGAGUGCUCCUAUGUAUCAUUUUAUCCUUGUUUCGUACUUUGUAAACAACAAGGAUAAAAUGAUACAUGAUGGGGCACUCGGGUGAUGUUCCUGAAUACAGCCCUUGUUUGUUGUACAGUCGGCAAUGAAUUAUUUCGCAAGAAGAGAAGUGACUUUUUCUCCACUUUCUCCAUAAGCCGAUCGACGAAUUAUCAAUGAGUGAGGGAACAACAGUUCCUCUCUCGUGAAACAAUUCAUUGUCGGUUAGUGUAUGCGUGCGAAUUCUCACACAUAUAUUUCUGCCAAUACAUAUAUUAUUAUAGGCUGCUUUUCUUUUAGAGAACACAAUUGACAUUUUUGAUACAAAUCGACUCUUGUCGUUUUUCAUUUAGAAUUUAAUUUAAACUCAAUCGACAUUUUUCGACUCUGUUCGGGAGGAGAGUUGGAGUGUUUUUGAACCGAAUAAACGCAUCUGCUCUGAGUAUUUCGAUAGAAUCUUUUUUCGAUAAAGCUUUUCUUAAAUUCUUGUUUUUUAAAUCUUGGCCAUUUCACAGUGGCAAACUGUGCUCGAGUGUGUUAACUUGUGUCGAAUUGUAUCUCCUAAAAGGAAAGCAGCCAAUAUUAACUUUUAUUCCUCAACCGUAGCGAUUCUACUUUUAAAACGAAGAAUCGGUUGUAUUACAUUAUGCGUUUAGUUAAAUCUUUGUAUGUUGCGAUAAAAAUAUUUCUAUGUGUGUAUCUAUAACUUUUUUAAAUUAUUCGUCUUCUGAAGAUAUCAAGGAAUUUUACAAAAGUAGUUACUUGAGCGCUUAAUAAAUCUAAGUAACACAUAAAUUAAAAUAUCAAUUAUAUAAUUAUACAUGUGUUCUAUAAUUUAUGAAGAAAAUUAAUUAAGUUUAUAUUGUAUGACAAAAGUUCAUUAAUAAAGAGAUUUCAAAACAAUAAAAAUUUCAAAAAGAAA
Molecule: messenger RNA, 1766 nt
Organism: Vollenhovia emeryi
Lineage: Eukaryota; Metazoa; Arthropoda; Insecta; Hymenoptera; Formicidae
Gene: Prx5
Product: peroxiredoxin-5, mitochondrial
Exons: 4
Coding region: 89-646 (185 amino acids)
Biological process (GO): hydrogen peroxide catabolic process; cell redox homeostasis; cellular response to oxidative stress
Cellular component (GO): cytoplasm; mitochondrion; peroxisome
Molecular function (GO): thioredoxin peroxidase activity
Source: RefSeq, a predicted model, not a curated record